GAAGAAUUUUCAACACACAAAUGUGUCAUUUCCUUUCUUCAUGGACCAGAUGCUGAAAAACUAUGUGAUAAAGAUUUUAGGUCUCAACUGUAAAGAGAGGGAAGUGGAUAAAUCAGUGCUGCUGUCUUUAGGACGAACGAAGUAUGGAACCCUGGGAUAGGUUUCCCGAUCACCAGGAUGACCCUGAUAACUACUCAGAAUCUGUGAAGUUUGAUGCUCGUUCAAUGACAGCCUUGCUUCCUCUGAAUCCCAAAAAUGGCCCUGCCGUUCAAGAGAAACUGAAGUCCCUCAAAGCUGCACUGAUUAUCCUUUAUCUCCUUGUGUUUGUAGUUCUCAUACCGAUCAUCGGAAUAAUGGCAGCACAGCUCCUGAAGUGGGAAAUGAAGAAUUGCACAGUUGAUCCAAUUAAUGCAAACGAUAUAUCUCAAAGUCUCACAGGAAAAGGAAAUGACAGUGAAGAUGAGAUGAGAUUUCAAGAAGUUGUUAUGGAACAAAUGAGCAACAUGGAGAAGAGAAUCCAAUACAUUUCGGAUAUAGAAGCCAAUCUCAUAGAUUCAGAGCAUUUCCAGAAUUUUAGUCUGGUGACUGAUCAAAGAUUUAAUGAUGCUCUUCUCCAGCUGAGUACCUUGGUUUCCUCAGUUCGGGGAUAUGGAAACAUGAUAGAUGAAAUCUCCAAGUCGUUAAUAAAUCUGAAUACCACAUUGCUUGAUUUGCAGCUCAAUAUCAAAACACUGAAUGACAAAGUCCAAUACAAUACAUUUAAACAGCAAGAGGACAUGAGUAGAUUAGAAGAGCGUCUGUACAAUGCAUCAGCAGAAAUUAUGUCUAUGAAAGAAAAACAAGUGAAUCUGGAACAGGAAAUAAAAGAAGAAGUGAAACUACUGAGUAACAUCACUAAUGAUCUCAGACUGAAAGAUUGGGAACACUCUCAGACAUUGAAAAAUAUCACUUUAAUUCAAGGUCCUCCCGGACCCCCAGGUGAAAAAGGAGAUAGAGGACCCACUGGAGAAAGUGGUCCACGAGGCGUGCCUGGCGCAAUAGGUCCUCCAGGUCUUAAAGGUGAUCGGGGAGCAAUUGGCUUUCCUGGAGCUCGAGGAUUCCCAGGGCCAGUGGGGAAGACUGGGAGGACAGGAAAUCCUGGACCAAAAGGCCAGAAGGGGGACAAAGGGAGUGGAAGCAUGCUAACUCCAUUUAAGACAGUACGACUGGUUGGUGGUAAAGCACCUCAUGAGGGCAGAGUGGAGAUUUUCCACAAUGGCCAGUGGGGCACAGUUUGUGAUGACCACUGGGAACUGCGAGGUGGACAGGUCAUCUGUAGGAGUUUGGGAUACCAAGGUGUUCAAACUGUGCACAAAGGAGCUUACUUUGGACAAGGUACCGGUCCAAUUUGGCUGAAUGAAGUAUUUUGUUUUGGGAGAGAAUCAUCUAUUGAAGAGUGUAAAAUCAGACAGUGGGGUGUGAGAGUCUGUUCACAUGCGGAAGAUGCUGGAGUCACUUGCACUUUAUAAUGUAUCAUAUCUUCUUUCAUCUUACAAAAUCACUGUUGCAAAAUGAUUUUGUUAUUUCGCUCCAUUAAAAUCAGUUCAGUGAAUAUUUAAGAUAUUUAGGAAUCCUAUUUAAAGAAAGGAAUAUUUUAAAAUCCCUGGAUGAACAUAUUGGACAACUUCAUGUUUACUACAUGUCUAUAUUUGAACCAUUUCAACUUCUUUAGGUUUUUAAAUGGGAUUUCUCAUAUAAUGACAUACAUCGAAUAGAAUAAACUGAAGUUUAAGGCUUCUAGAUUACAAAUGCCAGUUAAUUGAAACACCUUCCAAUCACUGACUUCAACUGAUCUCUUCACAGAAUGACAAUUUUUGUCAUUUUUGUCUUCUCUGUAAUCUAUUUAGUUGAUUUUAAUUUAAUUACUUUCUUAAUAUGAGAAGAUUGGGAAGAGCUUUUUUGUGCCAAGUUUGCAAAAUCUCUAACCAUACACAUUUUAUGAGGAAACAUUUUAUCCAGCCAUCAAGAUCUCUGAAUGUGGAAUAACUUGGCUGUUAGGUAGCAAUGUUCAUGAUAUAUUUUGGGCAUGAUGAAAAACUUAGCAGGAGAUUUCACAUGGUCAAUAAUAACAAUGACUGAGAAAAACAUGUUUUUAUACAUGGUCAUGUAUUAACAGUUUUUGUUUUUACUGAACCACAAGUUAGUUAAAAACAGGGCAUAUGAGAAAAGGCACAGACCCCCCACCCCCCAUCACUCUAUGUGUCUUGAUAAUUGGUAGAUCAAAAAUGUCAUUCUCAACAUGGAGCUUAGUUUGAUGUGCAUUUUAAAUUAGGUUGAAUAGUUAUCAUUCUAGGACGCUGUGUUUAAAAUGUAAAUACACUUUAAAAUGUAAAUUGCUCCACUUUAAAUAACAGCAGGCAAAUGACUUGAGCACAGAAGCUGGUUUCACCUACCUGUCUUUGGAGUCUUUCAUGAAAUCCAUCCACAAUUACAACCAGAAAGAGACAGAGAGAGAGAUCGAUCUGCAGCCCUAAAGGGUCAAUGACCCUAAGCUUACCAAUAGUCAGCCCAUCACCAGGGUAGGUAUGUAUGUAUUAGAAUGUGGAAGGCCACCUGGAACCCCGUGCCUGUACUCUGCUGUCUAGGUACAUAAGCAGAAAGACCAGUGAUUGCUAUUGAAGCCCAACCAAAUCUAAUCUUGCCCUGAGAAGAAUAUACAUUUCAAGUUUUCUAAGCCCAAUCUAGAAGGACAUGUGAUUAGAAAGUAGUACUAGAAAAAAGAAAGAAAGAAAGAAAGAACUAGAAUGGAAUGGCUCUACUCUUCCUUCUAUAAUGGUGAUAAGCAAAACCAAGGGCUUAUGCAUUUUUUUCAGCUCCUGAAGUCUAACUUCACAGAUACUAACCAGAUAGAAGAUUGCCUGCCUCUCACUUACCAAGGCAAAAAUGUUCUUUUGGAACUGGAACUAUUGGAAAUGGCCUGCUGAAAAUGCCCUUUAUCAUGUUACAUUCUUCUACUUGUUAACCAUGAGUGAUUUUUCUCCAGUGUAAUUUUGUGACUAAGAGAAUGUGCCCACAAUCUAAGCAGACUGUCUCUAAAUCCUGGCUCUACACUCAGCUGGUUAUUAAUUCCUUGUGCUCAAUGACACUAAGCGUUUCCUUCAGAUGGUAAACAAGAUAGUAUCAAAAAGAAUCCUUUGCAUAUCAGCCUAUAUGAGAUGUCUGAGGUCAGUGUCUUUGGGUUGUGCAUGCUGUAUUGAUGUAGACAAUAUGGAUACUGGUUUCCACCUAUGUAUAGACAUUUGUGUCUUUAAAACCAA
Nyctereutes procyonoides (raccoon dog) is the source of this 3296-nucleotide messenger RNA. It is a transcript of the gene MSR1, whose product is annotated as macrophage scavenger receptor 1. The coding region runs from base 144 to 1508 and encodes 454 amino acids. The record is from RefSeq and is a predicted model, not a curated record. Gene Ontology annotation, biological process: receptor-mediated endocytosis. The transcript has 10 exons. Gene Ontology annotation, cellular component: membrane. NCBI's taxonomy places the organism in Eukaryota, Metazoa, Chordata, Mammalia, Carnivora, Canidae. Gene Ontology annotation, molecular function: scavenger receptor activity.